Messenger RNA from Cyphellophora attinorum, 1356 nucleotides. Its product is annotated as Zinc-regulated transporter 3. Gene Ontology annotation, molecular function: zinc ion transmembrane transporter activity. The record is from RefSeq and is a predicted model, not a curated record. Lineage: Eukaryota; Fungi; Ascomycota; Eurotiomycetes; Chaetothyriales; Cyphellophoraceae. Gene Ontology annotation, biological process: zinc ion transmembrane transport. Bases 1 to 1356 code for a protein of 451 amino acids. Gene Ontology annotation, cellular component: membrane. The transcript has a single exon.
AUGGGCCUCGACAACGACACCCGCGGAUGGGUCAUGACCUGUAUAAGCGGCGUUGCCUGCAUCAUCGGCGCAUCAGUCAUCUGUAUCGAUGUCUUCGUACGGCUGUUUCCUGGUAUGAAGGACUUCAGAGUGGCAGAGAGCGAAGCCUUCCUAUCUGCAUCGCUAAGCCUCAGCAUGGGCGUCAUGCUCUUCUCCGCACUAUACUCAAUGCUGCCACAAUCGAAAAUAUACCUACAAGAUGGUGGCUAUACUGCUAGAGAGGCCUCUCUAUUGCUGAUCGGGCUGUUCCUGAGUGGCGUCGUGGUUAUCCGACUCCUUUCGACUAUACUACACCACCAUGUUCCGACACAGGCCGUAGACUGCGACCACAGUCAUGACGAGGAGGACGGCGCAGUGGAACAUGUCAAUGAGCAAUCCCCUCUACUCUCGAAACCCAACGGCCACAGCCAUGAGUCUCCUACACUGUCAAGAUCUGAUAGCAUACAUCCACCGAAAAGGAGUUCUCUACCAGCCCGGAAGCCGUCCGACGACAACAGCUUUGUCACUGCACCCACCUCCAGAAGGCCUUCAAUGAUGCCCAGGAAGUUGACGAGGACAUUGACGCGCUACGUAUCUGGCGAGAAGGAGAACUGCGAUGAGAACGGUCCGUGUAUGGGCUUCUCAGAUCCUUGUGGCACAGAUUGCUUCAAGAGUGUGCAGCGCAGGCCAUCUCGGAAGGUCACCUACAGGUCUACGAACUUGCAGCCAAUAUCGCCCGUCCCAGAAAUGGAACAGGAUCAGGAACAGCAACCAGGAACUUCUAGCAGAAGAGACUCCGCCCACUCUCACCACGACGCCCACACCGAGCAUCAUCACCAUGUUCCGACCAACGCCUUUAUGUCCAUCGGCCUCCAAACCUCAAUAGCGAUUGCUCUACACAAGGCGCCGGAAGGCUUCAUCACCUACGCAACAAACCACGCCAAUCCCACACUGGGAUUCGCCGUAUUCAUGGCUCUAUUCAUCCACAACAUCACAGAAGGCUUCGCCAUGUCCCUGCCACUGUAUCUUGCCCUCGGCUCACGCUUCAAAGCCAUCGUCUGGUCUUCUAUCCUCGGCGGCCUCUCCCAACCACUUGGAGCCGGCAUUGCAGCAUUGUGGUUCAAGCUCGCCGCCAAGCAUAAGCUCGGCCUCGGUAACCCAAGUGAAGGUGUUUACGGCGGCAUGUUCGCAGUCACUGCCGGAGUCAUGACUAGCGUGGCAUUGUCGCUGUUCUCCGAGAGCAUGGAGCUAAGUCAUAGGCGUGGUUUAUGUAUUGCAUUCGCGUUCAUUGGCAUGGGUGUAUUGGGCUUCAGUUCGGCUUUGACAGCUAAGGACUAA